AUGUCAUCAAAUCAUCUAUUUUCCCGCUAUUCAUAUAAAGACAAUGAAGUUCCAAGCUAUUCUGGCCCUACUCGCUGUUACCGGCGCUGUUGCCUCCCCAGUCAGCGACAAAGAUCUCCAGCUUGAAAAGAGAGCAUCCUGUAACGUCUGUGUUACUACCGUUAAGGGGAAUAGUGAGACAAUUUGGGGCAGAGGAAUUCCAUAUGAGCAAGGUGGCUUGACCACGCGGAAUGUAUACAUUGGAUGUGAUGCUUUGAUCGAUCGCAAGCGAUCUACUCGAUGUUCCGACUGGAGUGUCUGGACGCGAGGUGACUGUGGAAGAGUUACCAAGCAGCAGCCUUGUUGAAUGACAUCGCAGACCGGCAAAUUCCAUGCGUACCAUUGCUCACUGGUGUUUAAACUACAAAAUGGC
This is a messenger RNA of Fusarium redolens, 412 nucleotides long. RefSeq lists its product as uncharacterized. NCBI's taxonomy places the organism in Eukaryota, Fungi, Ascomycota, Sordariomycetes, Hypocreales, Nectriaceae. The record is from RefSeq and is a predicted model, not a curated record. The transcript is spliced from 3 exons. Bases 44 to 346 code for a protein of 100 amino acids.